Ostrea edulis (European flat oyster) is the source of this 694-nucleotide messenger RNA. RefSeq lists its product as uncharacterized. The transcript is spliced from 2 exons. NCBI's taxonomy places the organism in Eukaryota, Metazoa, Mollusca, Bivalvia, Ostreida, Ostreidae. The record is from RefSeq and is a predicted model, not a curated record. The coding region runs from base 266 to 649 and encodes 127 amino acids.
AGUGUAUUGAGUUUUUAAAAUCUAUAUUUAUUAUUGGCAAACGACGACGUCCGAGAAAGCACCCAUAAAUAAAGAGGUGAAAGUGGGUUCACAAUAGCUGUUUUGGAAAUAUAAAAAAAAAGAUACCGCAUAUACACAUUGAAAUGACUUUAUAAUAAAAUUAUGGCCAGCUACUACAGUAAAGAUAUUAUGCUUCUAUAAAAUUAAUUAAACAGGCGGAGGACCUCCACCCAAACCCCUGAAUGUCAUAGCCGAGACAGUGCAGAUGGUGAUUGGGGAAGAAAAUGCCAUCAUUGAUGGAGUACAGGGAGGGAUUGACUCUUCCUUGCUUCAAUUGCUGACCAAUGAUGGGAACAUUUGUAAUGUUCAGAUUGUUCAGAGUGAACCUGAGUUCAGCACGACAUCGCCUCCUAUCAUACCCCUCUCACCAAGAUUGCCAUUGCCAGCUCCUCUACAUGUUCCUUCAGCCUCUUCCUCUGUGCCAGCAGGAAAUACAUGUACAAGAUGCGCCAAAGUCCAGACAGACAACCACAACAGGCAAAGUGAAAUAGAGGAAAUGACAAUUCGGAAACUUCAUCUCGAAAUUGAAUAUUAUGAAAUGAAAUUGAAAAAAAUUGAAGGAGGAAUAGGUGAUGAUGAUCUGUAUUAAAUUUUCAAUUAAUGAUAAAUAACACAAAUAUUUUUUCUAUCAUAU